AUGAUGCGUUUGGUUACUUUUGUUUGGUUUCUUUUUCUCCUUUCAAUAGUGGUUCGUUCAGAGCCAAUCGAUUACAAUAUUCGUGGCACUAUCAAACCUGGUUGGGAGUUUGUUCGAGAUCUGUUUCGAGAUAAUUUUGUACAAGAUCAAGAUCUUGGUGCUUCUGUGGCGGGCUAUUAUCAGGGAGCAUUGGCGUUUGAAUUAGGAGGCGGAUGGUUUGAUCAGUCGCGAACAAAACCUUACGAUGUCGAUACUUUACAACUGGUCUUCUCUACCUCGAAAGGUCUUGUCGCUGCCGCUGUUGCACUUGCAGUUCAACGUGGCCUUCUCGAUUAUUCGGCUUUGGUAACUCGUUACUGGCCUGAAUAUGGACAAAACGGAAAGGAAAACACUACUGUAGCCGACAUUCUUUCUCAUCGAGCCGGAUUGCCUGAUACUUCAGAACCGUUUGAACAAUUUUUGAAUUGGACAGUAAUGAUUCAUAUAUUAGAACAAAUGACACCAUUGUGGUCACCCGGAUCAGCACAUGGCUAUCAUGCAUUGACCUAUGGAUGGCUUGCAGGAGAACUCAUUCGACGUGUCGAUCCAAAAAAACGAUCUCUGGGUCGAUUCAUCCAAGAGGAGAUAUCGAAUCCUAUUAUUCUCGAUUUGUUCAUCGGUCUUCCAGAAAAUCAGGAAUAUCGAGUAUCGCCACUUGAACUCAGUGAAAAUUCAAAGCUAAACUUCAACGAAUCACUCAUAACCUUCGUUGAUUCAUUCAAUGAUCCUCGUACACAUAGAGCAGAAAUACCCGCCGCAAACGGAAUUGCCACUGCUUGGUCUAUCGCUAGAUUCUAUUCAGCAUUAAUCGGUGACUUAGACGACGGAAAACACAAACGAAUAUUGAAUGAAGAUACUCUCAAAUUGGCUACUCGAUCGAAUACUCCUGAAGGCGAACUUGACUUAGUGCUGCAAAUAAAAAGUUCGUUUGGCAUGGGCUUUGUUUUAUAUCAUGACGAUUUUCCAGAAUUUGGACCGGGUACUUUUGGACAUGGAGGUUUUGGUGGCAGUCUCGGUUUGUGUGUACCUUCUAAAAAUUUCUCUUUUGCUUAUACCAUGAAUCGACUGAAGAUACCGCCGGCAGACAAUGACCAACGUCUUGGAACCAUGCUGAAAAAAAUUGCUGAAUUUCUCAAUCAAUGA
Molecule: messenger RNA, 1182 nt
Organism: Rotaria sp. Silwood1
Lineage: Eukaryota; Metazoa; Rotifera; Eurotatoria; Philodinida; Philodinidae
Source: the annotation of a GenBank genome assembly